GCUCACGGACAAGGUAGGGCUGGGCUUGGAUAUUCAGGAGAAGGAAGAGCCUCAGGACUUUGCUGUGACCAUGGUAGAUACCCCAGAAGGUGCCGAUCCUCAGUGCCCGGCGCUAAUUCUUGCCUGAAGCCGCCAGACCUGCCCAGGACGCGCCAGAGCCUCCGGGGAGAGGCACGGAGCUUUGGAUUUCUCCAUGAAAAUACUGCUGGCGCUCAGCUGAAAACGUGUGCUGAUCCUCUCCCUUGAAAGGGGCCGCGCCGUUCCUCCCUGGGUGUCUCCUCCUGCCCCGAGGAUCCGUGGGGGACAGCAGGGCUGGGAGCUCCGGGCUCUGCCCCAUGACCAACACUCAGCUCUGCAGGGAAGCCAUGGACUCCCCCCCGGCCUCCUCCAGCCCUGCUGCAGGGCCUGUCACCUUCUCCCAAGUUUUUGGGCAGCAGUGCCAGCUCAUGGAAGCAGCUGUUGAAUCACUGCAUUCCCUGAAUGACCAGAUCUCCCACUUCAUUGUCAGCAAGUCAAAAACCCUGGAUGAGGAUGAAGAUGCCUUUUUGCCCAGUGAGAAGGAAUCUCUGAAAAGUGCCAUGAGGCUGAUGAGGCACCUCCUGAUGGAUGCACAGGCCAAAAUCCUGCACAUGAUGGACGACAACAAGCAGCUGGCGCUGCGCAUCGACGGGGCGCUGCAGGCGGCGGGCCAGGAGGUGACGGCGCUGCGCGCCGAGCUGGCGGCCACCGGCCGGCGCCUGGCCGAGCUGGGCAGCGACCCGGCCAUGGAGCACGGCCCGCACGGCGCUCAAGCGCUGCUGCGGGAGGAGGUGGCCCAGCUGCAGGAGGAGGUUCACCUGCUCCGGCAAAUGAAGGAAAUGCUGACCAAGGACCUGGAGGAGACCCACGGCAGCAAGUCCCCAGAGGUGCUCUCGGCCACCGAGCUGAAGGUGCAGCUGGCACAGAAGGAGCAGGAGCUGGCACGUGCCAAGGAGGCUCUGCAGGCCAUGAAAGCCGACCGCAAGCGCUUGAAGGGGGAGAAGACAGACCUGGUGAGCCAGAUGCAGCAGCUGUACGCCACGCUGGAGAGCCGAGAGGAGCAGCUCCGCGACUUCAUCCGCAACUACGAGCAGCACAGGAAAGAGAGCGAGGACGCGGUGAAAGCCCUGGCCAAGGAGAAGGAUCUCCUGGAGCGGGAGAAGUGGGAGCUGCGGCGGCAGGCCAAGGAGGCCACGGACCACGCCAGCGCCCUGCGCUCCCAGCUCGACCUGAAGGACAACCGCAUGAAGGAGCUGGAGGCCGAGCUGGCCAUGGCCAAGCAAUCCCUGGCUACGCUGACCAAGGACGUGCCCAAGCGCCAUUCCUUGGCCAUGCCUGGCGAGACGGUGCUGAAUGGCAACCAGGAGUGGGUGAUGCAGGCUGACCUCCCGCUGACCGCCGCCAUCCGGCAGAGCCAGCAGACCCUCUACCACUCACACCCCCAGCACUCAGCGGACCGGCAAGCGGUCAGAGUGAGCCCCUGCCAUUCCCGGCAGCCGUCCAUCAUCUCCGACGCCUCGGCGGCCGAAGGUGACCGGUCGUCCACUCCGAGUGACAUCAACUCACCCCGGCAUCGAACGCACUCGCUCUGCAACGGGGACAGUCCUGGACCGGUACAGAAGAACUUGCACAAUCCAAUCGUACAGUCUCUAGAAGACCUGGAAGACCAAAAACGGAAAAAGAAGAAAGAGAAGAUGGGCUUUGGCUCCAUCUCCAGGGUGUUUGCCCGGGGGAAGCAGCGCAAGUCCCUCGAUCCUGGGCUCUUCGACGGGACGGCCCCCGACUACUACAUUGAGGAGGACGCGGACUGGUGACGGCGCCAGAGCCUCUCCCGGCCCUGCACAUGUACAUAUCCCCUUCCCACAGCCCGUCCCACCUGUGGACCUGUUACCUGUUGUCUUGGGAGCGAUGCAGCUGUGUCGUAACUUCAGUUUUUUCCC
Messenger RNA from Agelaius phoeniceus (red-winged blackbird), 1958 nucleotides. RefSeq names its product kazrin, periplakin interacting protein (gene KAZN). Lineage: Eukaryota; Metazoa; Chordata; Aves; Passeriformes; Icteridae. The record is from RefSeq and is a predicted model, not a curated record.